Molecule: messenger RNA, 897 nt
Organism: Angiostrongylus costaricensis
Lineage: Eukaryota; Metazoa; Nematoda; Chromadorea; Rhabditida; Metastrongylidae
Source: the annotation of a GenBank genome assembly
AUGUCCUAUUGCCUCUAUAAGGAGAACUGGCUAAAAAGAAACAGAAAUAAGCUAAUAGAUGUAGCCAGUGAAAACUUCAGAUUCCUUGAUGAGAACGGCUAUUACAAAAAGAAGCCAGAAAUGAAUCCUUUUGGAAUGGGCAAGAGGACAUGUCUCGGCGAAAACCUGGCGCGAUAUGAACUCUUUCUUGUCUUCACCACUCUGCUGCAGAAGUACGAAUUUCGACCGAUAGAAGGAGAACCGUUGCCGUCAUUGGAACGAAGUGAAGGAAUGACGAAUGUUCCUAGAAAAUACCGGUGCACUGUGAUUCCACGAAGCGAAGAAGAAGUAGCGUCCCCGAGUUCUGCAGCAGUAUCGUCACGAAAUCCGCAAUGGAUGAGCAGAGUAUUCCGACGUGUCGAUGGAGCGCGGAUCACAUCGUACUUCUCGGUUCGUAAACGUGCUCGUGAGGACGAAGCUAAGGAUUGCUGCAAGCGUGCUCGCCGAGGUCUGACAGUGUGUGAUGUUAAGUUCAUCUCGCCGGCAGAAGCUUGCAAUGGAAUGAAUCCUCUGUUCCUUCACUAUGUGGAAUUUCAGAAUGAGUGUUGCGCCAUUGGGCACUCGUCUGUCAGCGGUCGUGUGGUUCCGCGCAUCCCAACACCUCUUGGAGCUUUCGGAGAACUGCCAUCAAAUUUACUUCACCUACUGUUUGAUAAUCUUGAAGUAUCGUGUCUGAUCGCUCUUUGCUUAACUUCAACGGCUUGGUCGACAUAUGCGUUGGAUUAUGUUUAUUCGCAUUCUUUUCUAAGACGGGCUCAACGUGAAAGCACAAGGUUUACCGAGAAUGGUGCAAGAUCUUCAUUCAAAUACUUCACUCCAAGUGAUCCAUUCUAUUGCUAUGGUACGUUGAAACUUUAG